CGCCCACGCUUUCUUUCAAACGAAGAAGAAGAAGAGCCACCAGAAUCCUUGAAACUCGGAAAGUUUCUCAACAAGGAAUCUGAUAUGUCAUCUGUCGUGUUUGUCACAUCACACGGACACGCCAACGUCAUAUUAUACUGUGCCUAUGCUAGACACUGAAUUUUGAUCAGUUCGACAAGACCGACGAUUUCGAUCAACGUCUUUUCUCGUUUCGAAACCCUGUCACACAUCUAGGCUAUUGAUCCCAAAGAAUUAUUUUCGUUCGUAGAACGCAAAACGAAAAAAAUGUUGCGACUCGUCCUCGCGUCGCUCAUCACGCUCUCCACACAAAGGACCGCUGUAGCCCUGAAGGAGGUUUCUGCGUCUAUUCUGGAUGACCUGAAAACUCCGUAUCUGGUGGAGUUCUACUCUAAAUUUUGCGGUUCCUGCACCGAAUUCAUGCCGACAGUGGAAAAGACGGAGAAGCUCUUGAAGAAAGCAGUGCCAGUAGGAAAAAUCAAUAUCGAGGACAAACCUGGAAGAGAGGUAAGUUAUGUUGAAUAAGACAUUGAGCGUGCACAACUUGUACUUUUUCUUUUUGCCCCACCGCAUCCUAUAGAUCCUGGAACUGCAGCACAUUGCUUCUCUGACUCUGUGUUUUUCCGCGAUAAGAAGGGCACAAAAACAAUUUCAUUUUCCAUUUCAAUCCAGCUUGCGGAGAAGGAGGGCGCGCUGGAAGAUGGCUUGCCUUCCCUGCGUUUGUACUACAAAGACGGCGACACAGUCAGUUUCGAGCGCAUUCUCGAGCCAGACACGGUUGACUUCCCCCCCGCGGAAACCCUUGCGAAGAAGGUAAAGGCCACUUUGAAGAAAAUCGGUAAGAGUGGCGAACUGUAAAUGCGGUUGUGCCGCGGCUUUGUUGAUGAUGCCACUAGUUGUGGGAGAUCUUGCUAGAUACAAAGCGCUAAAGGAAGACUGCGCGCUUCUGCAAUACAACAGCCAGACCCUCCUGUCAUCUGUGGAAUCAUUAAUCCAGUAGACCAAUUUGUCGCAUGAAAAAAAUCCUGGGUGCAGCUCAAGGUCAAGCGCACAUACAAGACUACCGUGCGACCAGGUUCAGGAGGACUUGGACUGGCAGAAGGCGACUUUUCUGUCCACUGAUAUGAGAACAACCUGUACUUCACAGGAUGUUGAUUCUCGCGCGAAG
This is a messenger RNA of Amoebophrya sp. A120, 1186 nucleotides long. The record is from the annotation of a GenBank genome assembly. NCBI's taxonomy places the organism in Eukaryota, Dinophyceae, Syndiniales, Amoebophryaceae.